UGCCUAGCAUCUGGAUAGUCAACAGAGGCACAAUGAAGCACUUCUUGAGAAUGUUGAUCCAGGUGUGCCUGUAUUUUUACUGUAAGUUUUUGUGGCGCUGCCUGAAGUUUGUAAUGAGGAAGCUAACUGGAAGAUGUGAACUGCAACGGAUCUGCUACAAUACCAAACCUGGAGCUUCUAGAACCAUGAAGAUUGAAACAUCACUGAGGGAUUCUAAAAGUAAGCUGUUGCAGACUUCAGUGAGUGUUCACCCUGAUGCCAUUGAAAAAACUAUAGACGACAUCAUGGAACUGAAAAAAAUUAAUCCCGACAUAAAUCCACAGUUGGGAAUCUCUCUUCAGGCUUGCCUUCUUCAAAUCGUUGGUUACAGAAACCUUAUCGCAGAUGUGGAAAAACUUCGCAGGGAACCUUAUGAUUCUGAUAAUCCCCAACAUGAAGAAAUGCUUUUGAAGUUAUGGAAAUUCCUGAAGCCUAAUACUCCACUGGAAUCUCGCAUUUCUAAGCAGUGGUGUGAAAUAGGUUUCCAAGGUGACGAUCCUAAGACAGAUUUUCGAGGAAUGGGACUUCUGGGACUAUACAAUUUGCAGUAUUUUGCAGAAAGGGAUUCUACAGCAGCUCAGCAGGUCCUCUCUGACUCUCUUCAUCCAAAAUGCAGCAAAUUCAGCAAAACAGAAUGGGAGAAGAAAAGGAUGGAUAAAGCAAUUGGGUACUCAUUUGCAAUUGUGGGCAUCAAUAUAACUGAUCUGGCAUAUAAUCUACUGGUCAGUGGAGCACUAAAAACCCACUUCUACAACAUCGCUCCAGAAGCUCCAACAUUGGCUCACUUCCAACAAACGUUCUGCUAUUUGAUGCAUGAAUUUCACAAGUUUUGGAUUGAAGAAGAUCCCAUGGACAUAAUGGAAUUUAAUCGUGUGAGGGAGAAAUUCCGCAAGAGGAUCAUAAAACAGCUGCAAAAUCCAGACAUGGCGCUAUGCCCGCAUUUUGCUGCCUCUGAAGGUUUAAUCAACAUGUAG
Molecule: messenger RNA, 1013 nt
Organism: Marmota flaviventris (yellow-bellied marmot)
Lineage: Eukaryota; Metazoa; Chordata; Mammalia; Rodentia; Sciuridae
Source: RefSeq, a predicted model, not a curated record